This is a messenger RNA of Drosophila montana, 1824 nucleotides long. RefSeq lists its product as uncharacterized. Bases 1 to 1824 code for a protein of 607 amino acids. NCBI's taxonomy places the organism in Eukaryota, Metazoa, Arthropoda, Insecta, Diptera, Drosophilidae. The transcript is spliced from 2 exons. The record is from RefSeq and is a predicted model, not a curated record.
AUGAGCACAGAUGCCAUGGAGCUGUUCAGAAGCCUGUUGCUGUGCCUGCUGGCGAUCGGUUGGCUGUCGGAGGUGGCGCCAUCGACGCAUCACAGACACCAUCGGGAGUACGAGGACGAUGAGGAUCAGCACUAUCUGCCGCCGGAGGAGCACGCACUGAAGCCCUUUUUCCGCAAGGACAAGCACACCAGCGAGCACGUGGUCUACCACAAAGGCGACGAGCAUCACGAGCCCAAACGCAUCGAUCAUUACCAUCACUACGACAAGCAGCCCGCGCUGAAGACCAAGCACAUACACUACCAGCAGGUCGCACCACAGCUGCGCACCGCUGAGAUCUUGACUUCGGCUCCUUCCCAGAUUGUCACGCGACGUCGGCGUCCCAAUCGCGUGCUCUAUGCGAGUGCGCCGAAUUCCGUGUUCCACACACAGAUCAAUGUGCAGUCCCAGGACUCCGAGCUGAGCUCACAGAUCCGAACAGAUCCAGUUGUGCCAGGUGCCCAACUGCCUGCCAAUGCAGGCGCCCAGCUGCCCGUCACGGCUUUGCCCAACUGCCAGUCGCCAGUUGCUGGCAAUCCGCCCAUUGGCUGCCGCGUGGUUGAUCCAGCUGGCGCUCAGUUGGGCGCCGAUGCUCUCCCAAUUGGCGGCCAGUUGCCCGCCAAUGGUGGACUGCCAAUUGGCGGCCAGUUGCCCGCCAAUGGUGGACUGCCAGCUGGUGGCCAGUUGCCCGCCAAUGCUGGACUGCCAGCUGGUGGACAAUUCCCAGCCAAUGCUGGACUGCCAGCUGGUGGCGGACAAUUGCCCGCCCUUGGCCUGGCAGCGGGCGGCAAUGGGCCCAACAAUCUGGGCAACGGCAACAAUCUCUUUAUAGAUCCCUCGCAGGGCGCUCAGCUGGCAGCUGGCAAUCAAAAUGGCGGCGCCUUGCAAGGAUUUGGCAAUCAGAAUCUGUUCAUACCGGCAGUUGGAGGUCAGCUGGCUGUUGGCGGACAGGCUCCAUUGGUAAGGGGGCAGGUUGGAGGGGUUGUUCAGCGACCCGGCUCUGUGCUGAUCCAAAUUGAUCCAGCAUUUGGCGGCCAACUGCCCGCCGCGGCUCAGCCUGCAGGCAACGGCAAUGCAAAUCAAUUUGGUCCAUUUUUGGGCGAACAGCUUGGCGCUGGACAGGCGCCAGCUGGUCCAAAUGGAGCUCCUGCUGGAGGACAGGCGCCAGCUGGUCCAAAUGGAGCUCCUGCUGGAGGACAGGCGCCAGCUGUGGGCAAUGCGAAUCCCGUUUUGGGCGGCCAGCUGGCAGCAGGAGCACAGCCCUUCGAUCCAGCACUCGGUGGCCAGCUGCCCGCCUCGGCUCAAGCAGCAGGAAAUGGCAAUCCAAAUCAGGCUGCAGCUGUGGCACGCUUCAAUGGUCGCCGGCGCAGUGGACGUCAACGCAGUCGCUCCAACUACCAAGGCCUCAAUGUGGUGCGGGGCAAUGUGUUUGGCCAGCCAGCUCUGCAGGGACCCACAAAUGCAGUGGGCAAUCAGCAGGACACAAACAUCAUCGAUGGCAACUUCUAUUCUAGCUAUCCGGCGUAUCAAAGUCGUCUAAUCAGGGUGAAUGGCAAUCAGCGCAGCGUGUUCCUAGCCGAUGGCGACUAUUACGACGAUGACGAGGCCACAGACAUUGGCAUUGCAGCCAGCUCGCCCGAGCUGAGCUACGCAGCGCCCGAGCAUAGACGAUCUCGCCAGAAGGGCAGCCAGGGCAGCCAGAGCAGCGCCAGCUUGGACCACGAAACGGCUGCCUCGGAGUAUCGCGAGGAUGGCUAUCACUACCGGAAUCCCAGGCACACCAAAUGA